CAGCACACUUGAACUGUUCAUCGCAGCAUAAACAAGCAACUAAACCAAAUCAAAAUGAAAUUCGUCAUUGUUAUUGCCGUUGCCUUCCUGGCCUGCGCCUUUGCCGAUGUCUCCGAGCUGGCUCAGCCCGGUUACGACUAUCCCCAGCCCGCUCCCGUUGAGAGCUACAUUCCACCAGCAGCACCCAAGAACGAAUACAUUCCACCAGCGGCUCCAGCUUCAGAGUACAUCCCACCCGCACCCGUUGCCGCUCCCGUUGAUGCCUACAUCCCACCCGCAGAGGAGUCUGUGCUGGAGGAGAUCGAGCAGCCCGCUCAGGAUGGUUACCGUUACAAGACCGUGCGUCGUCGCGUCUUCCGUCACCGCAACUAAAUCCGAGACUUUAUCUCAUUGUUGUUAUUGCUAAGCUCGAGUGUAAUUGAUUUAAUGCAGCUGGAGAGUAAAUUAGAGAAUUUGUUACUGUAAUUGUUGUCUUGCAAUUGCUUUGAUAUCAAAGUAACCACCAGGAUAAUAAAGCCUAAAAUACC
Molecule: messenger RNA, 527 nt
Organism: Drosophila busckii
Lineage: Eukaryota; Metazoa; Arthropoda; Insecta; Diptera; Drosophilidae
Product: protein transport protein sec31
Exons: 2
Coding region: 55-372 (105 amino acids)
Source: RefSeq, a predicted model, not a curated record